Molecule: messenger RNA, 5034 nt
Organism: Ruditapes philippinarum (Manila clam)
Lineage: Eukaryota; Metazoa; Mollusca; Bivalvia; Venerida; Veneridae
Product: baculoviral IAP repeat-containing protein 7-B-like
Exons: 9
Coding region: 256-1797 (513 amino acids)
Biological process (GO): regulation of cell cycle
Cellular component (GO): spindle microtubule; cytoplasm; nucleus
Source: RefSeq, a predicted model, not a curated record
GAUCUAAAUAAACUGCUUCUUCCACACAUUAUGAAAUGAAAUAUUUUAUUUUACAGUUGAAUUUAUUUGUUUAUCUGUGGAUAUUAUAUUUCCUGGUGAUAUUUGGUAAAAGAAUGAACAAAGUCGUCAGCAAUUGUAUAAAGAGGGAUUACGAAUUUCAUCAACUAAAGCGUAACUAAAAAAAUGCAAAACUGUGCCGAAGAAAUCACCAUAUGUAUGAACUGGCCGUUAAAAACUUUUUAUUUUAUCUUGUAAAUGUUAUUUGGCUUCGACCAAAUGUGCUGCCUUCCCAUUUUUCCUAUUAAAGAGUAUGGUCACAAGUCCAUUUCUUUAAAUUCUUCAAAGGUUUUGUUACCUUCACGUAAUGACAAUAGUUUGCAUACUAAAUCAAGAAAACGAUUAGUUUUACUACCCAGAUUCCGUGAUAUGAAUGACCGUAACCACUACCCUCAGCAAGUGUCAGACGAUCAAGCCAGCUCUGACAGGAGCGAGUUCGCAUUCUCAAGUGGUGCAUCACUUCCGGCAAAUGAUAACUCUGCCUCAAGAUAUGUUUUUGGUGGACGUGAACAUACGUCACAUCGACUUAACGGAUACGGUGAAAACAGGCUGAAUACAAAUGUCAGUCAAGCUCAACAAAGCAGACAGGGAAAUGAAGUUCAGUCAUCAACAAUAAGAAAUAACAUUUCAAACAACCCUGUCAUUACGAGGCCUCCCAGGCACCCCGACUAUGUCGAUAGAAGCGAAAGACUUCGAUCUUAUGCUAGGUGGAGGCAUAGAAAACCUGAUCCACAAACAUUGACCAAUGCUGGAUUCUUCUAUACAAAUGAUGCAGAUCUAGUAAGAUGUUAUCAAUGUGGAAUAGGGUUGAAGGACUUCUGCGAGGAAGAUAACCCGUUACACGAGCACGUGAAACAUUCCGGUGACUGCCCGUAUUUACUAGAGUAUCUGGGAGCGAGCCAGUUAGCUGCUAUAAGAAGACAGCUACAAUCCCAGGACCCAGAAUUCAACAGAAGAAUACAAUGGAGUGAGAGACACAGAUAUGAUCCAGCAAACGCUGUGUACCGUCACCCUGAAUUCCAGACGUUUGAGGCACGCCUGGGGUCUUUCACUAAUUGGCCACCACAUAUGAUACAGACCCCUCAUCAAUUAGCAGAGGCUGGACUUUAUCACACAGGACAUGAAGACCGAGUACGUUGUUUCGCCUGUGAUGGCGGACUACAACACUGGGAUCCAGAAGAUGAUCCAUGGACCGAACACUGUCGAUGGUUUCCAGCUUGUCCCUUUGCCAGAACCCAGAAAGGCGAUGAUUUCAUCGCAGCCAUUCAGGCAGCCAUCGCCAUGGAAAAUCAGGAGAAUAUUACUGGAAAUGGUAUUUCGGCUACUCUAGAGCGAAUGGAAAUACGAGAUCCGGAAUUACAAGCUGCAAUAAAUGAACUUAAAGAUGCUUGUAAAGAAAUGGGAUACCCAACUGAAGAAAUCGAUGAAGCUAUCAAGGAAUUACGGGAGAGAGGAACAAGAAAACCUACAGUUGAGGAGAUAAUUGAUGUAAUUGAAGUAAUUAAAAGAAGGAAAACUCAAAAUGAAGUUUUACAGGCUGUAGCAAAUGAGACACCUGCCGAAGAAAAUCAGCGUCUAAAGAAGAUCAUACUUUGUAUGGAAUGUGGUCAGAACGAGACAAAUUGUCUCUUCCUACCAUGUACUCACCAUCGUUUAUGCAUGGAGUGUGCAGCACCGCUGUCGAAAUGUAUAGUAUGUGAUAAAAAUAUCCGUCAGAAGAUUCGAACCUUCAUGGCGUAAAGAUACCAAUUAAGAUGAUAUCAGAGUUUCUGUAACUUAGAUUGGGCCGACAUAUAAUAUAAUCGUCUACUAAUACAUGUACAUCAUUGCUUCUUCAGCACACUGGUUUAUGAGCACAUUUUUCAUGGAUGAUUGAUUCUCGUAAACAUUUUCUACAGUUCCAAAGUGAUUUAUCUGAUCAAAGAGGAAUUAUUUACACCUGUGUUUGUUUUAAUCUCUUCAAAAAUGAAGACUCUUCGAUGAAAACAAUUCUACAUAAAUCUUUUCAUCUUCAAGACGGAGUGUUGAAGAAUGAUGAGCUGUCCUGAAUUAUAUUGAUGAGGAGCAGACAUUUUCUAUCUCAGUAUGUGCGGUGUACUUGGUGUUACAAGUAGCUAUAUUUAGAAACAUUUUUUUCAGAGCAAGUUGUCAACUGCACUAUUAUGUUUGACUUUUUAACAGUAUGCUCAUCUAGAUAACAUUCAUGAAUUGCUUGAAAAGUUCAGUAUGGUUUUUUAUGUCAUUUUUCAACCAAUCAAAAAGUGUUACUUUCAAUUUUGAAAUUCCCCAUGGUAACAGAAUAACUUUUGAUCUUAUAGGCAUUUUAUAAUGUUGUAAUAAGAGAGGUGCUUACCGCAUGAUGAAAAUAUCGCUGUAUGUAAAAUAAUUUGUUAAAAAAGGCAGCAAAAAUGUAAAUGAAGUGGUAUUUUUACUUUUAACUUCAAUGCUGUACAAAAAACUUUGAUAAUUCUAAAUUGAAUUGUAGUUACAUAUUUUGAUAAUGAAAAUGUAUGUUAUUGAAUUAGGUCUAUAUGAGUAUACAUGUAUAAGGUAAAUGUAGAGCUGUCCUGUACACCUUAUUGUUGGUGUCCAGAUUUCAGAUCAAAGUUUUUUUCACUAUAAUUAUGAUAUUAUGUACAAGAAAGUCUUUCUUGCUUAUUAAUGAAACCAUUUACUUCAAACAUGAACUUGUGGUAUUUUAUUGUCACCUUCAUUCAUAUGACUAGGUUUAAUAACCAUUGUGCCUAUAUUUCAAGAGUUAUCUUUCCUUUUAACUUUAAUGUAAAUUUGUAUUAUCCAUCUUUAGUAUUGAAGGGAAUUACUUUUAAAAAAAUAAAUAUUUUUUUUCAUUAUUAACAUUGAAUGUCUCAAUAUUCAUUAUUCUGGCAUUUCAAGAGUUUCUUCCCCUUUUACUUUGAAUUUCAUGUAAAGUGUUGCAUGCUAUAUUUUUUAUCUCUGAAAUUUCCUACUUCAAACUUUAGUCAUUCUUUAUUAUCUAUCAACUAAAAUUUGACAAGCUUCUGUAUUUCUUGCCUCUAUAUUUCAAGAAUUAUCUCCCAUUUUGACCUUUAAUUUUCUGAUACAUGCACGCACAUGUUUGUGUUUUAUGUUUGUGUUUUCUUUCUUUAAAACUUGAAUAAAUUUCUUCAAACUUGAAAUUAUUUAAUUAUACCAUUAUUUAAAGAAAAAUCAUCCUGUUGAACUUAAUUUUCUUGUUUACAACCCAUGAAGCCCUCUCUUUUUGAAUGUACAAACUUUAAUUGAAGACAAAAUUGUUCCUGAUCAAUGACAUAACAUAUGACAAGAUUAACUCUGGCAUCUUUAUUGAAAGAAAUAUCCCCCUUUUUUAAUUCAAAAUUAGAAUGAGUUAAUUGCAUGUGACAAUGUUCAAAACAUUGAAUAUGUUUUUUAAACCUGAUUCCUGGCACUUAGAAAUUUAAGACCUACCUGAUUCUAAUUAAGUAAUCUAUAUUAAGAUAUUUAUGUUUCACACAUCACUGAUUUUUUUUCUUGGUGAUGCCUUAUUGUAUUAUCCAGUAUUCAAAUAGUCGGGUGUGCUGUCUGUCUGUCUGUCUGUCUUUGUGAUAGAUAUUAAAGGAUAUAAAGUUAUAACUUGGGACGUGUAUUAUGAAAAUACCAAAAAUUAUUAAUUAUACUGGAAUGUUUAUAUUUUAUUUAGAUAUUAUAGUGUUUUACAAUCAGAUAUCUCUGUUACUUUUUAUUGAAUGUUAAAAUGAAUCCUGCAGUGUUGAUUUUUUUACAUUAAAUAUCAAUAUUAUUUUAGAAAUGAUACAAAAUAUUCAACUUCUAUCAGUGAUUUUUCUCGCUUAAUUGGGAAGAGGCCUUAGCCUCUUGAUUUUGGGAAAAAUUAUUGCUAAAAUUGCUGAUUUGGGAAGAAAAAAGCAGGUUUAAGUCCAGAUUUUUGGGAAAACUGCAAGAUUUUAAAGAAAUUUUCUAUUGGGAAGAAGCUUUUUUUCGGAGUCUGAUUUAUAAGUAGGAAAGUCACUGUCAAUUUAAGUACUAUUAAUUACUAUUUCGCUUAUGUGCCUUUUCGUUUAUCAGAAAUUCUCAAACAUUACUAUAUUGUAUUUAUAUAUGACUUAUCAAAUUGAAGAUACAAACAUAUUUUCUACUACUACUAAUUACAUUAUAACAGACAGCUUGAAUUUAGCUUUAUACCCUUUAGAAAUAAAAGGAAUAUCUGUUAUGACUAAAAUAUGGGGAAUGAUAGGGUUUCUGUAAAAUCUGUAAAACUGAGUUAUAAAAAGGAUUUUAUUGUCUAAAAAAAUGAACUUGUUAUAUGUGUGGUGAACUGAAACAGAAGCUGACACAUGCAAGUUAAUUUGUGGGCAAAUAAUUAAAAAUUAAAACGUUUUUUUCUGAAAAGAAAAGACAUAAGUGGGCCAUAAUUUGGGCGCCUCCCCGUGGUUUGGCCCGGAUGUAAUUUGACACAUAGAAAUUAAGUACAUAGAAAUAUGUGUACAUCUAUUUGUUUAUAUUUUCCAUACGUAUACAUGUAAUGUACACUUACUAAAAUUUGUUGUACACUUAUUUUUUAAAUAAUGUACAUUUACUGAAAUAUGUGUACACUUUUUUUUCUUAUAUAAUCUGCACUUAAUAAGUGUCAAUAUACAACAAAAAGCUCAUAUGAGUAUAUGUGUUAAAUAACGUAACAUACAUUUUCAUUGUCUGAUAUAUCACUUUUUCUGCAUGUGAAACUGUUUGGUUAUUUUAUACUUAACAUUAUUUCUUCACUGAAAUGUUCAUAGAUUAUUUACUAUAAUACAUGUAUAGAUUCAAAACCUACAUGUAUUUGUUACGUAGUCUCCGGUUGCACAUUGGAAAUCCAUAUGUUUGUUAUUUCGUAUGUUCUUUAUAAAAUAAAGGGACUGGUAAAUAUGAUGACAAAAAAUCUGAUACUGUUGCAUGUACAAACAUGUUAUUUUCAUACUUCCAUGUUGAACUUUAAGAAUGUCA